UCACACUCCUAAAUCAGACAUCACACUCCUAAAUCAGACAUCACACUCCUAAAUCAGACAUCACGCUCCUAGAUCAGACAUCUCACUCCUAAAUCAGACAUCACGCUCCUAGAACAGACAACACACUCCUAAAUCAGACAUCACGCUCCUAGAUCAGACAUCUCACUCCUAAAUCAGACAUCACGCUCCUAGAACAGACAACACACUCCUAAAUCAGACAUCACGCUCCUAGAACAGACAUCACACUCCUAAAUCAGACAUCACACUCCUAAAUCAAACAUCACGCUCCUAAAUCAGACAUCACACUCCUAAAUCAGACAACACACUCCUAAAUCAGACAUCACACUCCUAAAUCAGACAUCACACUCCUAGAACAGACAUCACACUCCUAAAUCAGAGGUAUGCUCCUGGAUCAGACGACGAGGUCCUGAGUCAGAUAUUACGCCACUGGAUAAAACCAAAAGGCCCUGGAUCAACCAGGUGUACUGCCAUACUUUGCUAUCAUAAUUUCUAAUUAUGCUGACAGUACUAUCUCUUAUAUACAAAGUUAUAAUAUCACAAUACUUGCUUUUUUGUGAUAUAUAGAAAUUCUGUUUUCUCUGAUGAUAAUCUCUUUCCAAUUCACAAUUUUAAAUGUUUAAAUUUCAUUAACAUCUUUAAAAAUAUUCAAUAAGAAUAGAGAGAGUUUCUUUUAGAGAUCAACAGCACUGUAUUUGUUGACAUAGUGAUUUAAAGAAUUUUCUUUUUAAUUCCUCUGUGUACUAGAUAGUACGCUAAUGUAAUGGUGGGUACUCUUUUCGUACCAAAUUGACGUGCUUCACUCUACUUUUGUAAGUUGAUCCGUAUGCACGUAUUGUACAUGACUUGCUUGACCAAUGGUCAUCAGUAAUGACCAGAACGCAUUCGCGCUAUUCGUACGUGAUAGUUGCUGUUUUCUCAUGAGAGAUGAAAGUAUGUGGAACUGACUACCGGAAGUGUCUAUGGUACAUGCUCGCGGUAAUCCUUGUGUCUUUCAUGAUACUGGCCUAUUUCUUAGAGACGUAUCACGUUAUGUUCUGGAAAACCAGCCCAACAUGCGGGGUUGAUGGUCAGCCAUUUUAUUUCGGCAGUACAGACGUAGCCUGCAUGAGACUAAUAAGAACCCGCCACAAGAGGUCGCUCGAUUCACCCUCGUUUCCAAACCGGAAGUUCUGGUCACUUAAUCAUAGAUGGAUUUACUAUAAUGGCUGGUACUUUGAACUGUUCUACAGACCUCACACCCGACGAGCGGCAAAGGCUGAAAGUUGUGCAAUUCGACGAGAGCCCCAUCCUGCUGGUUACACAAUGCUGGAUGCUAACUGCGUGCGCAGAUGUGCUAUUUACUAUAACGAACGCUUUGUGAAGCGUUACAGCGCCCUCACACAGAACUGUCAUCAUUAUGGUAACAAGCUUGCCGAGGUCAUGUGUACCUACUCUUCUUGCCCGGACUGGUGCCUAAACGUGAAUCUCACUAUUUCCCCACGGUGAGAGAGAGAGAGAGAGAGAGAGAGAGAGAGAGAGAGAGAGAGAGAGAGAGAGAGAGAAUCUCGUAUUUCCGGUUUACGAGGCGCGAUGUACCAUUUACUUUUGAUUGGAACGAUUUGCUCUGGCACCCACCUUAAAAUUCCCCAAGGUUAUUUAAGUGACUAACAGUUGUGUGAAUUGAUGGUCAAGAGGAAUGCGAUCGUAUAUCAAUCCUGUGGUAGUGUGUUCGAAUCUCAUCAAAUUCCAGUUUCAAAACACUUUCUUUUGCUCUUAAUCAGGUACCCUAUUAUGAAUUCAAUUGUGUCGAUUCUUCAAAAUGAAUUCUUUUCAUAAUUGGAAAAUAUGUGCCGUAUAUGUUCACGUAUUAAGUGUCACAUGACUCUUUCUUGCAUACCGUCACAUUCACGAACCAUUUCAGUAGAGUAUUUCUAUUUGACAUUAUGAUAUUGUAUGGUUUUAGGGCAGUUAUCCUUAAUAGGAUCUGUUCUUAUUUCUUGCUUAGUUACCUUUCGUGGUGCCCUAUGUACAACUGAUUUUUACCAUAUGACCACGAACUGACUCGUGUUCGAAUUUUCAACAAUUCAAACCUUUGAUUUUAUUUAACGCCUUUACAGUUUUCGUAGCUCGACUCCUGAGGUCCCAGUUAGAGUAUUGUAAUUGAGUAUUCCGUGCUGGACUCCAGCAGAUGUCGAUGCAUUGAGUGAUACACUGUUCCUCACGGGAAUCAGUGGAAUGUUUUAAAAUCUACAUUCUAAUUGCAAAUUUAUAAGGUGAAUAUAUUAAAACAUGGAAUUUACGUUUCUUCAAUUUCUAAAGAAGUAAAAUAAAGCUAAUUCCGCAUACAUUUUUAACUUUUAACGCCCUCGGUCAGCUGCUGCUAAAGUUUGAUGCUGAAUUGAAGUUUGCAGAGCUUGAUUUAUAGGGGACUACAUUUUUGGCGAAAGAAACGGCGUAGUGAAUUUCACCUUUUUCCAAUGUCUUGAAUAAAUCAAAAGGAGAAAUUUUUGUGUUCAACACAUUAAAUCACAAAAGAAAAUAUUUUUCUAAUUUUUGAUUCAUUAUAUAGGAGGAGUCUUCAUUAGUAGAAGUACAUUGUAAUUAAAGAAUAGACACAAGAGGAAAAAAUCUGAACGUUUACAUUGCAAUAAAAUAUGGAUCUGUCGAAAGAUCUAUAUUGUGUCUGGAAAGAAAAUCAGGAAAAUUGCAAAGAAUUUUUUUUUAUCAAAAUAGGAAAUGCAGCUUGUAUUUAUUUACUUGAAAUAAAUAUCUGUAUGUACAUG
This is a messenger RNA of Ostrea edulis (European flat oyster), 2783 nucleotides long. RefSeq lists its product as uncharacterized. The record is from RefSeq and is a predicted model, not a curated record. NCBI's taxonomy places the organism in Eukaryota, Metazoa, Mollusca, Bivalvia, Ostreida, Ostreidae. The transcript has 3 exons. The coding region runs from base 946 to 1506 and encodes 186 amino acids.